Messenger RNA from Lotus japonicus, 1607 nucleotides. RefSeq lists its product as uncharacterized. Bases 78 to 1607 code for a protein of 509 amino acids. The record is from RefSeq and is a predicted model, not a curated record. The transcript is spliced from 3 exons. Gene Ontology annotation, molecular function: nucleic acid binding; zinc ion binding. NCBI's taxonomy places the organism in Eukaryota, Viridiplantae, Streptophyta, Magnoliopsida, Fabales, Fabaceae.
AAGGUAAAUAUAUAUAUAUUCUUUCACUUACAAAUAUUACAAUGUCAUGGUGAUAAUCUAAUUGUCUGGCUUGUGUUAUGUUAUCAUCACAGGGUUUGAUGGAAGUCUUCAAAGAAGAGUUGCUCCAAGGUUGUGAUCAUAGGCUGUGUGUGAGACACCUGUAUGCAAAUUUGAAGACAAAGUUUGGUGGUGGAGUUCUUUUAAGGAACCUGAUGAUGGCAGCCGCAAAAGCUACAUAUGAAGAAGAAUGGAGGGAGAAAAUGCAGCUCAUUAAGGAAAAGAAUCUGCUUGCCUUUGAAUGGUUGAUGGAGAAACCAACAUCUUCUUGGUGCAGGCAUGCAUUUAGCAUUUGGCCCAAGUGUGAUGUCAUCAUGAACAACCUCUCAGAGUCCUUCAAUGCUGCAAUUAUUUUGGCCAGAGACAAACCUAUUCUCACUAUGAUGGAGUGGAUUAGGACCUAUGUCAUGGGGAGGUUUCCAAAGAUGAUGGAGAAGCUUAACAACUGGACAUGUCAGAUUAUGCCAAAGCCACUUAAAAGAAUAGGAUUUGAGGUGGGAAAGAGCAAGAACUGGAUUCCUAGGCAAGUGGGAAAUGAGAAGUUUGAAGUUCGUCAUGCUCACACUUUGCAGAGGCAUGUUGUAAGCUUGAGGGACAGGAAAUGCAGCUGCAAAUUCUGGGAGAUCAAUGGCUUUCCUUGCAGGCAUGCAGUGUGUGGAAUUAACUUCAAGGGUUAUGAUCCAAAGAGCUAUGUUGAUGAUUGUUACAAAAAAGGUGCUUUCAGGGCUACUUAUGAACAUGAAAUCACUCCACUUCCUGGCCCUGACCAGUGGAUUGUGACACCAAAUGACCCUGAGUGCAUUCUGCCACCACUGUUUAAGAGAGGUGCAGGGAGGCCCAAAAAAUUGAGAAGGAGGGACCCAUAUGAUGACCCUAAUCCAAACAAGUUGAAGAGAGGAGGUGCUUUUGUGAGGUGUAGCAGGUGCAACCAGUAUGGACACAAUAAGAAAGGUUGCAAAAACCCAAUUGAAGAAGAGAUAGAGAUAGAUGCAGCAGAGCUUGAUGCCCAGAUGGAUGCAGUACUGGAGAAAUUGUUGGAGACUGAAUCACAACAGGCCACUGCAGCUCCAGCUCCAGGUGAUGAAACACACCAACCAACAACUGGUCAGAAUAAGAAAGAGAAAAAAGGUAAUAAGAGGUGCAGUGUGUGCAAGCAAUAUGGUCACUAUAAGACAAGUUGUAAGAAAUACCCAAAGAAAACCCCCAAUGAACCAAUUUCUCUACCUGGGAUUGUGAUAAAGGAACCAACUUCUGCUACUGUCCAAGUCCCUCACAAUAAUGGAAAACAGAAAGAAAAGGUACCUGAAAUUCCUAGAUCUUUUGAUGAUGGUUGCAUUAAAAGCAAAUAUAUAGCUGCACUAAUUCAUGACAAUGGAGGGGCGACUACUUCAUGUUCUAUGGUUGAAAAUCCUGAACCUGGCAGCUCAGAUCCAGCAGGUUCUGUAGCAGAUGCAGGACAUCAAAUGGAAAUAAUAGAAGAAGAAGGUGGAGGAAAUGUUCCAACACAGUGCAGUGUUGUGAUGGACAACACCCUUGGAGGUUCAACUUGA